This is a messenger RNA of Oncorhynchus mykiss (rainbow trout), 6702 nucleotides long. Its product is annotated as rho-related BTB domain-containing protein 2. The record is from RefSeq and is a predicted model, not a curated record. NCBI's taxonomy places the organism in Eukaryota, Metazoa, Chordata, Actinopteri, Salmoniformes, Salmonidae. Gene Ontology annotation, biological process: small GTPase-mediated signal transduction. Gene Ontology annotation, molecular function: protein binding; GTPase activity; GTP binding.
AACAAAUCAGCUGGAGAAACAAAAACACCGACGGGUGCCUCAUAGGUGACAUAGUUAGAACUAGCGAUGGUUAAUAUUUCACCAAAUAACCCCAGUUUUAGGUAAAAGUUCAGAGUUAGUGCUUUAGCUAGAUGCAAAGGAGUUAGUGAGCAGCCUGGAAUCACUGUAAGAGAACAGCGAGAAGAAGGAAGAUGCUAUCUUUGUGACAGUUUUUGGGCAACAUUCACAGUAACGUUGGUUCUCUCAAGGCUUUUGAGUUAGUUGACAACUCUUCUUGCCUCCGCUCGUCUCCUGUGCUCGGUCGAACUUGGCGCGGAGUGGCAUGUGGGUCAAUACCGGAACAGUCGGAAGGGCCCUCUCCAUGGAUAUAGACACAGACUAUGAGCGGCCCAACGUGGAAACCAUUAAAUGUGUUGUGGUAGGGGACAACGCGGUGGGCAAGACUAGGCUCAUCUGUGCCCGCGCCUGCAAUGCAACCCUCACACAGUACCAGCUGCUCGCCACCCACGUGCCAACUGUCUGGGCCAUUGACCAGUACCGCGUGUGCCAGGAGGUGUUGGAGAGAUCACGGGAUGUUGUGGAUGAGGUCAGUGUGUCCCUGAGACUAUGGGACACCUUCGGUGACCAUCACAAAGACAGACGCUUCGCGUACGGCAGGUCUGACGUGGUGGUGCUGUGUUUCUCCCUGGCCAACCCCAACUCCCUGCGCCACGUCCGCACCAUGUGGUACCCUGAGAUUAAGCACUUCUGCCCCCGCACCCCUAUCAUCCUGGUGGGCUGCCAGCUGGACCUGCGCUAUGCCGACCUGGAGGCUGUCAACCGCGCCCGCAGACCCCUAGCCAAACCCAUCAAGCCAACAGAUAUCCUACCUCCAGAGAGAGGCCACGAGGUGGCAAAGGAGCUGGGCAUUCCCUACUUUGAGACCAGCAUCGUGGCCCAGUUUGGGGUAAAGGAUGUGUUCGACAAUGCUAUCCGUUCUGCCCUUAUCUCCCGCCGCCACCUCCAGUUCUGGAAGUCCCACCUGAAGAGAGUCCAGCGGCCCCUCCUCCAGGCACCGUUCCUGCCUCCCCGUCCCCCUCGCCCUGUGGUUGGCAUCCCCGACCCCCCUCCCAUCGAUGGAGAGGCCCCUGAUUCCCUCUUCUGCCAGUCGCUGUGCGCCGACGUCCUCUUCCUUCUCCAGGGCGGUGCCACGCGCGUCUUCGCACACAAAGUCUACCUGGCCACAUCCUGCUCCAAGUUCUAUGACCUCUUCACCCUGGACCUGCUGGCUACUGAGUCAGAUUGGGAGGGAGAGGAGCGAGCUGAGAGCGGGGAGGAGGACGAGCAGAGCAGGAGAGGGGCCAAAGAGCAGGCGGGGCGCACGAAGAGCUUGGACAUCGAUAAGGAGGGGGAGGGGGGCGCCAGGGGACUCAAACGGCCACCCAUGCUCCAGCAGGGCUCCCUGAGGACUUCCAAAAGUGAUAACGCCCUCCCCGCCAGGAGCCAGUGCCCUCUGGGGCCCCUGGGAGCCGGCCGUGGCCUCUCGGGAUGGGGGAGGGGCUUCCUGAGUGUGUACCUGGAGCACAUAGCUGAUCCUGAGACGGGGCGACUUCGCCUCAUGACUGUGGUCUCCAUGGACGGCCUCAUACAGGAAGAACCCUUCCAGGCGGUGCUGCAGUACCUGUACACAGGCAGUCUGGACGAGAGCCAAGGGGGCCUGAUGCAGGUGGCCACCAUCGCCGAGCUGCUGGAGGUGUUUGACCUGAGGAUGAUGGUGGCCAACGUGCUGAACCGUGAAAGCUUCAUGAACCAGGAGAUCACCAAGGCCUUCCAUGUCCGCCGAGCCAACCGCAUCAAAGAGUGCCUCAGCAAGGGUACCUUCGCCGAUGUGGUGUUCCACCUGGACGAUGGAUACCUGCCGGCCCACAAGCCCCUGCUCAUCUCCAGCUGCGACUGGAUGGCGGCCAUGUUCCGGGGAUCCUUCAUGGAGAGCUACAUCGAGGAGGUGUCCAUCCCUGACACCAGUAGCUCCUGUAUGCGUGCAGUGUUGGAGUUCAUGUACUGUGGGCUGCUUUCGCCCUGUCCUGACCUGGAGCCUAUUGAGCUUAUCGUCCUAUCCAACCGGCUGUGUCUGCCACGCCUUGUUGCCCUCACAGAGCAGCAUGCUGUGAAUGAGCUGCUCCAGUGGGCGAUGAAGGGAGUGGACAUCGACGGACAGGUGCUGGCUUACCUGGAGUUGGCUCAGUUCCACAAUGCCAAGCAGCUGUCUGCCUGGUGUCUCCAUCACAUCUGCACCAACUACAACAGCGUCUGUCGCAAGUUCCCUAAAGACAUGAAGGUCAUGUCUCCAGAGAACCAGAGGCACUUUGAGAAGCAGCGGUGGCCUCCGGUGUGGUUCCUGAAGGAGGAGGACCGCUACCUGCGCUCUCAGAAGGAGCGCGAGCGCGAGGAGGAGAUCCUACGCAAGCUGCGCACCAAGAGAGGCUGGUGCUUCUCGAGACACCCGUCCUCCUCGCCCCACGUCUCCUGAGGCUGUCACCCCUCCAUGACCCCUCCUGCUUCUGACCUCUCCAUGACGGGAGAGCCAAGUCUCUCUUCUGUACGAUUGUGUGUGGGUGUAUGGGGGGGGGGGGGGGCUCAGUGACCAGUCCAGUUCUCUGUGCCCAAGAUGGUCUCACCUAGCUGGGCCUCAGUGACCAGUCCAGUCCUGCCUCCUCCCCCUGAGAUCCACCCACCAGCCUGGGGGUGACGAGACUGGGAACAAAAGGGCUCUCUCUCUCUGCCCCUCAGUCACACAGAAGCUAAAGACCAUUCCACAGACCACUGCUAAGACUCCCCUAUGGGGAGGUUACCUCUGCCUUCACGUCUAUUAGACUGUUAGCACACUGGACAAGACCAGAAGCCAGGGGGCGCCAGCUCUGCUUCAACACUCAUGGAAAGAUGCUUUGUUUGGUUUUUAUUUCGCUUAGGGAUUUGAAAUUAGAGUAGAGCCCAUCCCAGAGUUGGGUGUUUUGCCUCAGAGUCUCUGGCCACCACCUAUGCCUGUCUGACUUCUCUUCCACAGACUUUGUCAUCCACUUUGGACAGGUUUGACACCAUUUUGUUUCUCCCGGGUUUCAUCCCAGUGUACCUCCGUGUUGGGGGUUCUUUUCUAGAAUCAGCUGUGCAAGGGAGGGGCAGUAGAGGUGGUUAGUCUGGGUUGAGGUACCUGCUCAAGCAAAGGUGGUGGUUUGUGAUUCAAGCACCCAUCGUGAUCCCCCACAUAACACCAAGAGGAGAGGCCAACAGUGCUGAACAAAUCCCCCUCAAUGACAUUCAAAGUGAACACUUGAUAGCAUUUCUGGAUCAGAGGGCUAUUUUAUACCACUGCCAUGGGAGGGAGUAAGAAGCCGAACUGAACAGAUUUCUUCUUGCUCUGUCUUAAUUGACCACUAGGGUGCCCCUCAGCCAGCCUGCCUUAACUCCCCCGUACCACAGGGGGCAGCACUGCUCAGGGUUCCAUCAUCAACCCUCACCGGGAGCAAACAGGAGUUUUCUCCCCUGCCUGCAUAUAUCCUUAAUUCUAGUGUCUUUUAACUUUAUUUUAUUACAGCUGUAUUUGAAAGUCACCUGUAGUCUUUUGUCCUCACUGAGUGUUGAAAGCACAUGUAUUAUACCAAAAAAUGAGGCUGUGACAUGUUCCCUCCCUCCUGUCUCCUUGCCUUCCUCUCCUUGCCUCCUACAUAACAUGGCAAAUGUGGGGAGGAAGGGAAUAGAGGAAGAUAAACUUUUUGACCCCCCCCCCCCCCCCUCAGUAUGUUUUUAUAAAGCUGCAAUGUCAGGUAAAACCCAGGUGCCACUGCAGGACUUCCACUCCUUUAGCUGGAAUUGAAAAUGGCGCUCAGGAUGUCCACUAAAAAGACAGUACGUUUAUGACACACAUACACACUCACAUUUACACUUGUACCUGUCUUUUCGGUCCACGAUUUUGAGGGGUUUAUGUCUGCUCAGCCCUUCAUCAGUGUUAAUAUACGAAAACCUUUCAAUCUACCCAUAUAGUGUUACAUUCAGAUGUGCUGCACUAGGGUUAUUUUUUUCUUAUUAAAAGGUGUCUGAUAGACAUUAAAGUUAGUGAAUAUAUUCAUAGUAUUAUGAAUUUCAAUGUUGGUCUUUUCAGUAUGAGCAGAGCUAUGCUUUGAAGUUGAAUCUGUCCAUUUAUUUAACGACAUUCUGUCGUUUUCAAUGCCGCGCUAGACCAAAUAUUUAACUUGCUUUUUUAAAAAUGUAUUGCGCUGCAGAGUGCAGUUCUGUUUUCGUUGUGAGGGAGUGUGCUGCGUCAAUCAAUUUGUGAACAAAGGGAAUGUGUAUUACUGUCUUUUAGUUGAGUGCUAUGGAGUUGGAUUAUGGGCUGCUGAGAACAUGUUAAUAACCCACGGCACCGUCAAGAUCUUAAUGUAUCCAAGACAUUGUGUUACAACAGGCAAGUUGGAAGAAGAAGGAAAACAAUAACUAACAAAGCAUUAUUACUGUAUUUUAAUUGCCUUCUUUUUGCUCAAAAGGGGUAGUUAUGUGGGAAAAAAGAAGACUUUGUAACAUGUUUCUCUUUACCACCUUCGUUCUAUUUGUGGGUUUGAGAUUUCCACCCCCGCCUUUACCCAGGUGACUGUGGGAGAUAGAUGGAUGGCGUGAAAUGUGUUUUUUUUUGUGUGUUUUUUUUAGCUUUUCUUCACCGGAUGCGUGUUCUAGUCAUCAACAGCUACUGAAAUAGCUAUGCGAUAGGAUCUCAUGAGACCCAAGUGAGAAUUGGGCUGAUUUUUACCCCCCAAAAAACUGCAAACCUACAUAUUUGGAAUUGGAACACUGAAAUAGUCCUUGCGCCCCUAUUUCGGACUAGGAUAUUGGAACAUUAAUCUGGGGUUGACAUAGGAACAUAGAGCUAUUUGACUUCCAUGUCCCCUUUCAGUGCCCCAAGGAUGAGCUAUUAAAGUUGUCUUACUAAUGGUAGACAUGCCCUACAAAGCCUUCCCUCAUGGAAGUGCACAUCCACUAUUAGGAAUCGGAGUAUACUCAAAAUGUACAGUGUAAGGUAGUGGUAUACAGUUGCAGACAGGUUCUACAAAGGAUAAUAGUAGAGCUGAUUGAUUCAGUCUCUGGUUAAUGACUCACACCCAGUCUCACCCACUCAACCAGGCCAGAGAGGCAGGCCUCUCCCUCGCCUUCCUCCCACGUCUGAGUCUCCCUCUGGGGCUGCAGACCCCAGCGCUACUCCCGGAGAGUUUCUGGGUCUUCGGGUGGUCAGUGGAAACACAGGCCUUAAGUUAGUAGGCGAAGGGGCUGUUAGUAUUGUAAGUUCUCUUAGUCUGUUUCGGUUUGGGAAACUGAUUUAGUCUGCCACUACAAACUAGCCGAUUACCCUCUGUAAUGCCCUAGAGACCAAGGUUUAGACACCUGUGAUCUAGGGGAUGCGAACGCUUACUAUGAGAAUACUGGUUGCCUUGUGUGAAUGCUGUUCAACACUUGUGGGAUGUGGUUAUUAUUUUUGCAUCAUGGCCUAAUUUUGGUUUUGUAAAUGCACUUUUCUCCGUCUUUCAGUAUCGGGUUGCACUUUCCUUCCUUUUGUGGUCUUUUUAGCUCUGACUUUUUUGUGCUUGGCAUGGACAAUUCUUUAACAAGGUUGUUUUAAAAAUGUGAUCUUUUGUAGCAUGGGAUCUUCCUUUCUCCCUUCAACUGUCCAUGUGGCUUUCUAGGGCUUUGACUGAGUGUGUAUCUAUCUCGUCAUGCUCACAUACAAAGGCAACCCGGGCUCAGCUGUAGUAUCGUAGUAUUAGUGACUGAAAUGAAAGCCUCUGUCCAUUAUGUGUGAAGCCUCUCAAGUCAGUCAUACUAUUGUAAUUGUAUAUAAUAUUAUCCUCAUACGUUCAGUUGGCUUGAGUACAGCCUAAAUGUAACGUCAUUGGGGAUCUCAUCGUGACAUUGAGGGUACACAGGAAUGUGUGUACAUGUCAGUAACUAAUGACAAUGGUUAUUGACGUUAGCAAGAUGUGUUGCUUCUUGUACAGUGUUAAAAGCAGUAUUUUACCAGGUGUGGGACCAUGGUUUCCCCAGGAUUUGACAUCUCGGGUGCUGGUACAGUACGUAGGUUGUGUUCACGUUCUAAAGAUUUAUGAAUUCAUACACCUUGGGAAUGUCCUAUUUAUACAUCGGGCAGCCUUGGGAAUGUCCUAUUUAUACAUCGGGCAGCCUUGGGAAUGUCCUAUUUAUACAUCGGGCAGCCUUGGGAAUGUCCUAUUUAUACAUCGGGCAGCCUUGGGAAUGUCCUAUUUAUACAUCGGGCAGCCUUGGGAGCUACAGUGAGAGGAAUGCUUUGAUUGGGCUGAAAUGCAUGUAUACACAGGGAAACAAAUUACGAAGUGGAUCUUUGGCUUUGAACCCCCGUCAAUAGUUGACCCACAUUGCCCCCUAUUGGCCCAUUUUUGUACCUGUCAUUUGAAACGUCACAUUAAGUCCAUACUCUUUUGAUGUCACUUUCACAUCACCUUAAUUUGCAUCAGCUCAAGAGUGUAGUAUUGUCCAAAGAAAACAUGAGUAUUACUGAGAAUUCGAAGAAUAUUUUCGAUCAUGCCGCUUAUUGACAGAGAACCCCUUGUUGUUGUAGUUUGCCCCUGGUCUGGCGUCUCCUGUGCCUUUUGAGAUGACCUCAUGCUGGCGCCCUCUUGUCGAGCCUCUAGCGGUCAAACAGGGAAA